This is a messenger RNA of Lepidothrix coronata (blue-crowned manakin), 1189 nucleotides long. It is a transcript of the gene LGALS3, whose product is annotated as lectin, galactoside binding soluble 3. Gene Ontology annotation, biological process: neutrophil chemotaxis; negative regulation of extrinsic apoptotic signaling pathway; macrophage chemotaxis. Gene Ontology annotation, molecular function: carbohydrate binding; laminin binding; IgE binding. Gene Ontology annotation, cellular component: immunological synapse; nucleus. The record is from RefSeq and is a predicted model, not a curated record. NCBI's taxonomy places the organism in Eukaryota, Metazoa, Chordata, Aves, Passeriformes, Pipridae. Bases 118 to 993 code for a protein of 291 amino acids. The transcript is spliced from 7 exons.
GAUCCCGCCGUGUCCCGGUGCGGGAGCCCAGAAACGCCGCGGGAGCCGCCGCUCGCAGGUAUCCGACCAGGAUUUGUCCUGUGGCACCGGAGCUCUCGGCUCUGACAGGCAGGAAAAAUGUCGGACGGUUUCUCCUUAUCUGAUGCCUUGUCCAACAGCAACAACCCAGCCCCCUGUGCCAACCCACCCCAGGGCUGGCCGGCCUGGGGGAACCAGCCACCGGCUCCUGGGGCAUUCCCGGCGUAUCCCGGAGCACCAGGGGCCUACCCUGGAGCACCGGGGGCCUACCCUGGAGCACCGGGGGCCUAUCCUGGAGCACCGGGAGCAUAUCCAGGAGCACCAGGAGCAUAUCCCGGAGCACCGGGAGCAUAUCCUGGAGCACCGGGAGAGUAUCCUGGAGCACCGGGAGCGUAUCCUGGAGGACCAGCAGGACACGGAUCGUAUCCAGGAGCACCGGGAGCACCUGGAGCAUUCCCUGGAGGACCAGCAGCACCUGGGCCGGUUCCUGCCCCGGGACAACCACCCAGUGCCCCUGGAUUUGGGCCUCCUGCUCCGCAGGGAGGACCAGCUCCUCCAAUGAGAGUCCCCUUCGAGCUGCCCCUGCAGGCAGGACUCGUCCCUCGGAUGCUCAUCACCAUCACUGGGACUGUGAAUCCCCAUCCAAACAGGUUUUCACUGGAUUUCAAGAGAGGGAAUGACGUUGCCUUCCACUUCAACCCCCGCUUCAACGAAGACCACAAGAAAGUCAUCGUCUGCAAUUCGAAGUUCCAUGAAAACUGGGGGAAGGAGGAGAGGACAGCUCCCAGGUUUCCAUUUGAAGCUGGAAAACCCUUCAAGCUCCAAAUCCUCUGCGAGGCGGAUCACUUCAAGGUGGCCGUCAACGACGCUCACUUGCUGCAGUACAACUUCCGCGAGAAGAGGCUGAACGAGGUCACCAAGCUCUGCAUCGCGGGGGACAUCACCCUCACCAGCGUCGUGCCCACCAUGAUUUAGCCAGGGGAGCACUCCAUGCCCACUUGGUGCUCCUUUUGUGGUGUAACAAAAGUGCCUUCUCACGUGACUACUUUGAAGUAAUAAAACAUUUUCACAGGUGAAGUUUGUUUUCAGUGAGAUCUCCAAAGACGCGACACCCUCCGGGCCAGCUGAGUUCAGCUGGGGAAGGAGCUGAAUUCCUGCUGUAGAGACAGAG